AUGGAUUUUGAGAGCUAUGAUCUAGAGAAUAACAGCAAACCAGCCUUUGAAGAAUAUUUAACAAAAGAUGAACUAAUGGAAAAAUACUGUGCCUAUAAGGAAGGCUGCGUUAAUAACAAUGAUCCUAUUCAAAAUUCAUGGAUUUUUGAUUUUAAAGAAAAGGAAAUAAAUGACCUGAGUUGCAGAAGAUAUAUAAGACAAUGCCUUUUUACAGAUAAUACAUCACCAUUCACGUUGAGUUUGGAAUCUAAAUCUCCAGCUAAACCUACUUUUCAACGAAUUAAAUUCCAAUGGAAUUUUCACGGUCAAUCAGAACAAUCAAGAAAAUCAGUACUUGUGCGCUUGAUUUCAAAUUUAAAUCCUGAUGACCAAAUUGUUUAUGAAUAUACAUUUGAUUCCAAAGACGAUGAAUUAUACACCAAACCAUUACUUAAAAUAGCUGGUGAAACAAUGCAUCAAAUGGGAUUAGAAGAUUAUUUCAAAGCAAAAUACGAUAAUUCAGGCAAACUCCAAGGAUUCUUUAUCUGUAUUAACGUUAGCCCGGAUCAAGUCAAGUAA
This is a messenger RNA of Trichomonas vaginalis G3, 558 nucleotides long. RefSeq lists its product as uncharacterized. Lineage: Eukaryota; Parabasalia; Trichomonadida; Trichomonadidae. The record is from RefSeq and is a predicted model, not a curated record. Bases 1 to 558 code for a protein of 185 amino acids. The transcript has a single exon.